This is a messenger RNA of Komagataella phaffii GS115, 3921 nucleotides long. RefSeq lists its product as uncharacterized. Lineage: Eukaryota; Fungi; Ascomycota; Pichiomycetes; Pichiales; Pichiaceae. The transcript has a single exon. The record is from RefSeq and is a predicted model, not a curated record. The coding region runs from base 1 to 3921 and encodes 1306 amino acids. Gene Ontology annotation, molecular function: microtubule binding. Gene Ontology annotation, biological process: mitotic spindle assembly; astral microtubule depolymerization. Gene Ontology annotation, cellular component: spindle microtubule; mitotic spindle; cytoplasmic microtubule.
AUGAACAACGAUGCCCAGGAGUUGUAUAAUGCCGUCAUAGAUAGUAACAUAUCUUACACAGAAAUGCUCAUCAACAAGUUUAAGACUCACGUGAAAAAAGACUUUGUCAAUUUGGCAAACGUCCCAAAGUAUUUUGAGUGUUUGACUAUCGCCAUUAACAAACAAGAAAACGAAAAUACUUCAAUACCCAUACUGGCGUUUAGCACACUUUGUCACUUGGUGAAGAGAGUUAGCAUGCAAGAUGCCAAUGUACUAAAAAUCAUAGACUACUUUGCAUUGCCAGUCUUAAUAGGGAAACUCGACCAUCCCAAAACUGCAGUGAAGAACUCUGCCAAGAAGGCCAUUAAAGUGUAUUGGGAAUCCUGCCCUAUGGAAGUCGAAACUGCUAUUAGAGAUCACGGUCUUAUGAGUAAUGAAAGUGGCGUCGUUUUGGAAUCAUUGUUAUUACUACUAGACAUGGUGUCGACUAAUGUUCAGAGCUUUACUUUUAAACCAUUCACCAGCAAAGUUGUCCGAAUACUAAAGUCACCCAAAUUAGAACUACAGAAUGCUUCAAAGCAACUACUGAUAGAGUUUUUUACCAAUUGCCCCAAUAAAGCAGCUGCAAUUGAUCUUGCAAAGGAAUUGGUCAAAGAAGACGUGAGAGAAGAUGUGUCCAAAGACCUACUGGAAAGCAUAGAACCCAGGUUAGUUGACGAAUACAAGCUAUUGAAGCAAGAGAGUGUGGAAAACAAUUUUGUUUCCGCUGGGUCCGUAGCAAUCAAGUCUUCAUUACCACCCUCUUCUUUGAAGACCAAUACCGUACGCCGAAUCAAAUCUAAGCCGUCAAUCGCCAAACUUAGAAAUCCCCCAGUUGCGGCACCACCAAAAUCCACUUUGCAUCACUCUUCUUUCACGCUAACGUCCCAGUCUUCGUCAUUAUCUGCCUUUUUAAAUACACUGGAGGGCUAUGCCUUGGAACCCAACGUUGCAAUACAUAAUAUAUCUGAUUUGGAAUCUUUUACUCGAGAAUUAUCAACGUACGAUUCCAAGUUUGAAGGUAAGGAGACAGAGCUUAACUGGAGAGGCAGAGAACAGGCAAUGAUUUUUUUGCGAUCUACUUUACGAGGAAAUGCACCCCAAGAUUACCCUCAUGAGCUUAGUCAAUGUAUUCGACUCAUGCUAGAAUCAAUUAGCAAAGCAAUAAUGUCUCUACGCACGACUUUGUGUUCUAAUGGGUGCCAGCUUGUGAAAGAAGCGUCCAUAAUAUUGAAUACACACUUAGAUUCCUUUACAAUUGAUCACAUUUCUACUACACUUUUUAGACAAUGCAGUGCAACAAAAAGGAUCACAUCAAUGACAUCCAUGGCAUCAAUAAGUGGUAUACUAUCCAAUUGCAUCUUGACUUCGAAGCUAAUUACCUUAAUACAGAAUGCUUCGACUGAGAAAAAUCCUCAGCCAAGAUUGUAUUCAGCGAUAUGGGCCACCAUUCUUCUCUACCGAUAUACUGAUAACGAAUCCGCUGUUUUUGAGUCCAACGGAUUAGUGGAAUUCAUUUCAAAGAUUCUAUUGCGCAAUCUUCCAGAUCAAUCGGCCGAAGUCAGAGAGAAUAUGCGAGAAUUGUUUUGGCGAUUGCAUGCUUUAUAUCCUGAAGCUUCAGAUGUUGUCUUCAAUCGACUUGAUAACAAUGUUAAAAAGGCCCUUCAAAGAAUGAAGGUCAAGUCUCAGGAUGAGUUCAAACUUAAACAUUCUUCACAAUCUGUAAAGUCUGUCGAUCACCGUCAAUUCAGCAAAGAGUCGGAAAGUGCAAAGGCUGAAUCUUUACUGGAAUUGGGAAAACCAUCCAGAGUGUCUACAUCAAAUAAAUUGCAACUUCUUUCGAGUCAAAAGCCUCAUUCGUCCUUGGGCGUUAGGCACAGUUCUGGUAAUGAAUCUCAAAGAAGCUCAACCGAGGUCACCACUACUAAAGUUCCUCAAUCUGCAGAGCCGGUUUCAACUGUAUUUCAAGGUUUGACCACUGAGUCUAGUAUGGGAAGUCAAAAGAAGACGGCAAUUGAACCUAACACUCCUUCACCACAAACUUUUGAAAAUAUCUUUAAUCUUUUAAGUUCAUCAUCUGUAUUAGCACAAAAAGAGGGUAUUUCUUUACUUCGUUUUUCUUUGUUGAUGAACGAAACAUUACCGGCAAAGUUGGAAACUCUGGUAAACUCGAUAUCCAUAAAUGACCCCACGGUCCUAAUACCUUUACUUGCCAAAGACACGAUUGCCCGAUUAUGCAAAUUUACUAGUCUGAGAAGUGUCCUACGAAUGGCAGUGAUUGCACUUGAAUCCAACGCCAAUUUCAAAGAAAAUUUUUUGAUGGAAUCGUUUGUGGAACAAUUAUCCAACUUCGUCGAUAACAAUGAAGUUUGUUCUGAAGUCAUUCAUACACUCCAAACGUGUAACGAUAUACGGUACGAAUCAAAUGCCCGUAUAUCUAUGCAAAUAAUCAAGUUCAAACAACCACUUAUACUUUUUCAUGCACAGUUCCUUUUGCUAUUUCUUGAGAGACAUGAUAUUAGUGAUAAUUAUUUGACCACUUUAGUGGAGACAUUGCUACAAAAUUUUGACACGAUAAAAGAUGUUGAAGAUCAGAGUUCGUUAUCUGCCAUCAUUCUUCUAAUAAAAUUGCUAAAAAGUAUAAAUAUCGAAGUAUUCAAUUCCUGUGUUGGUCGACUGCCAUCUUAUUCUCAAUCAGAACUCAAUCAAGCAAUAUCUUCAGGUAGAGGCAAACAAAGGUCCUUAUCGGCUGAAGAUGAUGAACAAAUGCUCGAUUAUGGUUACGAUGUGGAGCAACUGGAGAGAUCUUUGGAGAUGACUAUGAUCAACCCUCAAAAAGCCAAUAUGCCUCCUCUAGAGAACGUUGAUAUCAAGGGCGAUAUGACUAUGAUUGUACCCAAUAUGAACAGUCGAGAUGAUACCAAAGUCAUUGAAGGUACUAAGGAGUUAACAUCGCAGUUGAAUUUUAGUGCGGCUACAGUUGCAACCUCUUCUAAUUCUCAUGGAGAUUCUGUGGGUGGUACUUCCAAAACAUCAGUUUCAAAUGAAGGACUUCAAAAUAUUAUAGAGAAAUCUGAUCCUUUUCAUAAACAAAGUAAUGAAGUCAUUGAAAUAUAUGAGGAUGCUGGACAUCACUUAGAGAAUAAGAUCCAACAAGUUUCCAUGUUAGAUACCAUGGAUUCGUGGUUUGACUUUGAACUGCAAAAGUUCUCAGUUGUGUAUGCUAAAUCUCAAAUAGAGCAAGUUGAAGAUUUUGUCAAGGAUACUGAUCUGACAGCUAUCUCAAAUCUUGACUUGUUAAACUUGACACCACAGUCCUUUUAUGAGACCAUAUAUCAUCUGAGAACUACUCCUAUUGCUCAAAUGGAACCAGUCGAAAAGAUAGUCGACAAAAUUUUACUGUUCUUGGAGCAAGCCAAUAGAAAUGAAAUUGGUAAAGAGUCUAUCAUGAUGGUUGUAUCUCUACUGAAACAGUGUUGUGUACUGGGUUUUGUGAAAGAUUUAGUCCGGCUGUGGACAGUAAUCUUAUCCUUAUUCAACGAAGUCGAGGACUUUUUGGAUGAGUUGUAUUUUGCAUCACAAAGUUUGGCUAACCACAUCAAUGAUCCUUCUGUGAUGAUUGAGUCUCUAAAUGAGAAAGAAAACCCGGUCAAAUUGUGUUUCAUUCUAAGUACAUUGAUGAGGGUAGAGUUGAAGGACGAUGUUGAGUCUGACCAGGCUUUACUAAUGAUUAGACAUUUAGGCCCGUUAUUAAGUCAUACGGAUGUGAGCGUCCGAAAGUAUGCAACUCAGCUCUAUGCCUCCAUCAAUUUCACACACAGCACCAAAUUGAAGUCAUUUCUUGAAGAGCUAACACCAACUCAGCGGCAGUUGGUUGAAUACUAUAAAGAUAACAUUAAAUAG